Cuscuta campestris is the source of this 1262-nucleotide messenger RNA. NCBI's taxonomy places the organism in Eukaryota, Viridiplantae, Streptophyta, Magnoliopsida, Solanales, Convolvulaceae. The record is from the annotation of a GenBank genome assembly.
GUUUAUGGUUUUAGCAACAUUAUUUUAUCUGUCGGUAUUGAUUUUAUUGACAUUUAAAUUAAAAAUAUUAAUUAUAAAAAACCAUAAAAUUGGGCAUCAUUUAGUGCAUGAAAUUGAGGUAAUUGGACCCAAACUAAUCCUAAUUGAAGUUAGGAAAAUGUUAUUGGACCAGAUAGCAGUUGCGCAGGUAAAGUACGGAGUAAUAAGGAGUUGCGCAGUUAUAAUUCUUUUCCGCCGGAUCACCGAUUUUCCCUUCCAUUCUUUUCUGUCGAGCGAUAAACCGGAUAGGAAGCCGACUCUCUUUGAUUCUUCCGUCGUCAUUAUUUCUGGACAUCGCCGCCAUCUUAAGUCGCCGUCCUCUUCGUUCUUCCGUUCUCGCUCUUCGUGCAGCAACGCCGGCGGAAUUUGUAGCGCCGGUUCUUUAACCCUAAUUUCAAUUCCCUCGAUUAUCAAGGAGUGUGCAAUCAACUUAUGGAGGCUUGCCACAAUUUGGGCGGGAAAACCGCUUCUAAGGUUCAAGCUGAGGGAGAGAUAUAAUUGGGGUUGCACAGACGGGCCAAGGAAAGACUGGAGGUUUUGCAAUUCCCAUAAUGCAAGCACUCCUACCCGCAAAGCAUCCCCAGCCGAUCCGCCCAAUAGCUACGCAUUCUUUGCGUGCGUGCUUUCGUUGACUAGAGAACUUGCAGUUCAAAUCUGUCAACAAUUUAAUGCACUUGGAGCUGGAAUUGGUGCCAAGUGUGUAACGGUGAGCUCUCGGUUGAACCAAAUGAUCUCAUCAUAACGAAUUCAUCGUUAAGUAGACACAUCGUUAAGUAUUCCAUAGUCACAUAUGUCACCAAUUGUGUACUUAGCCGGACAGUGCUACCCAAUCAAUUGAGUCAAUAUUUUGGAUUGACGCUUGAAAAUUUAACAAGAGCAUGAAAAUCAAAAGAAAGACUCCAGAAUUUAGAAGCUGUGGUAUCAUUGGUUUUAAAUACCGUGGGUUCAACGGAUAAUCAAUCUGAAAUUGAUGACCUUACAAUUGAUGGUAAUACAACCCCGGAGAAAAGUCAUGAUGAUCGAUGGAACAAAGAUGAUGAAGUUGAGAGCACUGAACUUGAAGAUGUAUACAGUGUCGAGCAUUAAAGCUUUGGACAAUAUCUUCCAUAGCAACGCGUAUUUUAAUUUAGUUCACUUUGACUCUUUAUAUUGAGCUUGAAAGUGCAAAUGAUAAACUAAUCUUGAGAUUUUGGUUUACUUUCUAGUAAAUGUGUUAGUUUUAA